Molecule: messenger RNA, 1180 nt
Organism: Megalobrama amblycephala (Wuchang bream)
Lineage: Eukaryota; Metazoa; Chordata; Actinopteri; Cypriniformes; Xenocyprididae
Gene: smim18
Product: small integral membrane protein 18
Exons: 1
Coding region: 1-213 (70 amino acids)
Source: RefSeq, a predicted model, not a curated record
AUGAACAUGUCCAGCAGUUCUGCUCUGAUCCAGCAGAUCUAUCCCUUCCAUGAUGGCUGGAAUGUUGCCUGCUUCAUCAUUCUCCUUCUCUUCAUCCUCACCAUCCUCUCCCUCGCCACACUGGCAUUCCUCUACGAGCUGCUGGACUGCGGAUGCUUCACCAAAACCAAAACUGUUCGUGAUCUGCGCCGCCAGCACGAAGAGGUGGUUUAGUUGUAACCAUGGUGACAGCGGACACGGUCUCCAAAGAAACCGCAACAGUAGAUUGGUGGAAAAGGCUGUAAAUUUGGACAGAGCUCUUCGCCAGAAUGGAGUCCUUUAAAAACAGGCCAGAUAUGUACAGAGACAGAAGCACUCUACUCCCAUUUGCUCCAACAGCAAUAGCACAGGUGUCUUGAUGGCUUAAAAUAUUAAAUGAGAUUUACAUCAGAAAGAAAGGAAAUAUUUGCUUUUGUGUGCACGUCAUGGUUUCCUUUGCAUAUAGUCAGUAUUCCAGUACUAUUGUGUAAUGAGUCGACUAUAUAAAACUGUUGAAUAUUUUGAGAUGUGUUUACAUGAAUAUUUCCCUUUGUGUGGGAUGACAAACAGAUUACAUGUCAGCAUUGUGGAAUUCAUAAACUACAUACAGUAUGAAUUGACUACUUAAAGCAAAUAUUCACACACUACAGUUGGAGUAAAGGGAACGUUUAUAUGUGUAUAUUUACAUUCACUGUUAGAUGAGAUUUAAUAUGUGAAUAAUUGUUAUGUAUAAUAAUAGUUCUAUAUUCAAAAUCAAACUAAAGGCCAAUUAUUGCAUCUUUGCAAAUGCCUUAAAAUUGUGUAAUUAAAAUUCUGUAAUAAAAAUCAUAAGCACAAAAAAUGUGUGGUUUGCAUUAGGUUUACAGAAGAUAUCAUGAGCUGAUAAAAGUAAAUAUAAAAAUUAAAAUCAGGCCUGUCCUUGAGCACCCUGAUCACAUACAGGACCUAGACUACACAGCUAAUCAGUGGUGCAGCUGCUGAAUAUAACAGAAGAAAAAGCAAGACAAUUCUACUGGCCUAAAAUUCACAAGUCAUCAUGAGAGCUAGAUAUAAUUUGUUUGUUAUUUUUAGUGACAUUCACAAUUUUCAAUGUAGCUGGUUUUUGGUUCUUUAAUAUCAGGUGUACCAAUAAAUGGCACUUUUUGACAUCCAACAACACUAA